Messenger RNA from Galeopterus variegatus (Sunda flying lemur), 2012 nucleotides. RefSeq names its product immunoglobulin (CD79A) binding protein 1 (gene IGBP1). The record is from RefSeq and is a predicted model, not a curated record. Gene Ontology annotation, biological process: regulation of signal transduction; regulation of dephosphorylation. The transcript has 6 exons. Gene Ontology annotation, molecular function: protein phosphatase 2A binding. Lineage: Eukaryota; Metazoa; Chordata; Mammalia; Dermoptera; Cynocephalidae. Gene Ontology annotation, cellular component: cytosol. Bases 661 to 1674 code for a protein of 337 amino acids.
AGAGGGGCUCCACAGGGCACUGGCCAAAAGGACGCUGGUGUGUGUGGGAAGGAGGGGUGACGUGAAGGGGAGGAGGGCAGAUCCCGAAACGCCAUCUGAUGGGUGGAAGGAAGUGGAGGGGGGCGCUACUUGCACUUGGCGCUCGAAUGAUCAGACCUGUGGCCCGUGGGAGGCGCGGCGGCCGGACUCCCUGGUUACCCGGACUCCUCAAAUUAGGGAGCGACUCGCGAGGUAAAGUAAGCGCCUGGCCGACUCCUAAAACGCGCCCGCGCCGGUCCUCCCGCGCUCGCCCACACUCGCUCGCGCUCCGAAUUCAGCCUCGUCCCUCCUGGGCCUCAGAGCCCACGGAACUUCCCGGCCCAGUGGCGGCGGCGAGGAGCAGGCCGUAAAACAGUGCCUAGGGUUUUUCUUGUUCGUUUGUUUGUUUCGAACAGAUGCCUACGACUUCUAAUAAGCUGCCUGGUAAAAUGAGUCUAUGGAAACGGUUGCCAGGACCGGCAAACGGCUCGUCCCGGAAAUCCUUGGACGCUUUAGUAACAGUGAAGCGACUGGACCAAUGCGGCACCCCUUCCGCUUUCGUUGCGGGGCUAGCCGAGUCCUGCUAUAGCAGUUUUCAUUUGACUCCGGAAAUGAGGUCUUCUAGGUUCCUCCCUCCCCAAAAUGGCAGCUGGUGAAGACGAGUUACUGCUGCCACGGCUCCCCGAGCUGUUCGAAACCAGCAAGCAGCUCCUGGACGAAAUAGAAGUAGCGACGGAACCCACCGGGUCCCGGAUAGUCCAGGAUAAGGUGUCAAAGGGGCUGGACCUCCUUGGGAAGGCUGCCGAAAUGGUAUCGGAGCUCGACUUGUUCAGCCGAAAUGAAGAUUUGGAGGAGAUUGCUUCCACCGACCUGAAGUACCUGCUGGUGCCAGCGUUUCAAGGAGCCCUCACCCUGAAACAAGUCGACCGCAACAAGCGUCUAGAUCAUUUGCAGUGGGCUCGAGAACAUUUUAUGAACUACUUAACCCAGUGCCAUUACUAUCAGGUGGCAAAGUUUGAGCUGCCCAGAACCAAGAACAACUCAGCUGAAAAUAACACUGCUACUUCCUCCACGGCCUAUCCUAGCCUCGUUGCUAUGGCAUCUCAAAGACAGGCUAAAAUAGAGAGAUACAAGCAGAAGAAGGAGGUAGAGCAAAGGUUGUCUGCACUGAAAAGUGCUGUGGAAAGUGGUCAAGCAGAUGAUGAGCAUGUUCGUGAAUAUUAUCUCCUUCACAUUCAGAGGUGGGUUGGCAUCAGCUUAGAGGAGAUCGAGAGCAUUGACCAGGAGAUAAAGAUCCUGACAGAAAAAGACUCCUCAAGAGAGGCAUCAACUUCUCAUUCAUCUCAUCAGAAGAGGCCUCCAGCGAAGCCCUUUAUUCUCACUCGGAAUGCGGCCCAAGCCAAAGUAUUUGGAGCUGGUUAUCCAAGCCUGGCAACUAUGACAGUGAGUGAGUGGUAUGAUCAGCAUCAGAAACAUGGAACAUUACCAGAUCAGGGAAUAGCCAAGGCAACACCAGAAUUAAAAAGAGCAGCCCAGGAAGAUCAAGAACAAAAGGAGGAAGAGGACGAUGAGCAAACACUUCACAGAGCACGGGAGUGGGACGACUGGAAGGACACUCAUCCUAGGGGCUAUGGCAACCGACAGAACAUGGGGUAAUCUCCCCACAGCACGACAAGACUACGGGUCGCACAUCUUCCCCACCAAGGAAAACUAUGCAGUCUUCCCCUCCCGAGGCUCCUGCUUCAGCUGUGUACAACGAAAGCCGAAAUGCUGAGUCUUGCUUUGCGUUCAAUAAAGUGGCAAGUGAUUAACUGUGUAUUUGUACCCUAAAGAACUAGCAAUCUUGUUUUGGCAUUAUCUUCCUAAUCAUGGUGUAUUCUGAUUUCUUGAAUGGAAAGAAAAGAGCACUGAGAAAUGGCUCUGUAUAAUCAAUGGCUGUAUGAAUUCUCUUUAAAAAAUAAUAAAGUCCCUUCCAUUAAAGAGCUGUGCAGAAA